AAUACGGCCCAAUCAGGACGCAGGUUCCCGGAGCCCCGUCCAAUCAGAGCCGGGGGCGGGCGCGCUCGCACCCGCGUGGACGUCGCUCUCCUCCCGCCGCCUCCCCGCGCGCACCUGCCCCGCGCGGCUCCGGGUGUUCCGUCCCCGUCGCUCUCACCUGCCGGGGCCGCGGGGCCGCGGGGAGGCCGCCCGGAGAGUCCGGAGCGGGCGGAGAUGGACUCAGUGGUCUUUGAGGACGUGGCUGUGAACUUCACCCCGGAGGAGUGGGCUUUGCUGGAUGGUGCUCAAAGGAAGCUCUACAGAGAUGUGAUGCUGGAGACCUGCAGGAACCUGGCCUCAGUGGAUUGUUGCACUGAAGUUAAAAGAAGUGGAUCAUUUUCUCAGUGGGACUUUUUGGAGAAUGAAAUAUCCAGUGAAGAGAAAAUAGUAACAUUCACAGGAAAUGAUUCCUGGUCUGUUUUUGGAGAAAGCUGGACAUUUCAUAACAUUGGAGAUCAGCACCAAACCCAGGAGAGAUGUGUGAGAAGUCGUUUCGUGGAGGGUCUCUGUGAAAGGAAUGAAGGUGAUCACUGUGGAGAAAUUCUGGACCAGAUUACAAACCUUCCUGUGCAUGACUGUUAUCUGACUGGAGUUAAACCCAGUGAAUGCACGAAGUGUGGAAAAUCCUUCACGGAUUGUUCUUUCCUUAGGAAUCAGCAAAGAUCUCACACUGGAGACAAACAUUAUCCAUGUGAGGAAUGUGGGCAGCCCUGCAGUUGUGUCUCAUGCCUGAGUACUCACAUGGAAACAUACUUUGUAGAGAAACCAAAUAUAUGUCAGGAUACUGGGAGAGCAUCUAAGAGAAAUGUGAGGAGUCUGGGUCGUAAAAAGUCUUUUGAGUGUAAGAAAUGUAGACAAGCUUUCACUUGCCCCUCAUCCUUUCAGGGACAUGUGAGACUUCACUCUAGACAGAAAAUCCAUGUAUGUAAGGUAUGUGGGAAAUCCUUUAUGUAUGAGUCCUACCUUACACGGCACAUGAGAACACACACUGGAGAGAAACCCUAUGAAUGUCAGGAGUGUGGGAAAGCCUUCAGUUAUCCUGCAUCCCUGCAAGGACACAUGAGGAUGCACACUGGAGAGAAACCUUACGUGUGUAAGGAAUGUGGGAAAGCCUUCGGUUGUGCCAAAUACUUUACUGUACACGUGAAAACACACAUUGGAGUGAAACCCUAUGAAUGUACAGAGUGUGGGAAAGCCUACAGUUGUUCCUCAUCCCUCCGAGAACAUAUGAGAAUGCACAGUGAAGAGAAACCCUAUGAAUGUAAGGAGUGUGGGAAAGCCUUCAGGCAUCCUCGAUACUUUCAAAGACACGUGAGAAUGCACAGCGGAGUGAAACGUUAUGAGUGUAAGGAAUGUGGGAAAGCCUACAGUUGUUCCUCAUCCCUUCGAGAACAUGCGAGAACACACACUGGGGAGAGACCCUUUGAGUGUCAGCACUGUGGGAAAGCCUUCACUCGUCACUCCUCCCUUCGGGGACAUGUGAGAACGCACACUGGAGAGAGAGCAUAUGAAUGUUCACACUGUGGGAAAGCCUUCCGUUGGCCCUCAUCCUUACAGAAACAUGUGAGAACACACAAUGAAGAGAAACCCUAUACAUGUCAGCAAUGUGGAAAAGCCUUUUGGUAUCCCGCCAACCUGCGAGCACACAUGAGAACACACACUCGGGGGAAGCCCUAUGAAUGUCAGUUCUGUGGCAAGACCUUCAGGCAUCCCGCAAAUCUGCGAGUACAUGUGACAACACACACUGGGGGAAAACCAUGAAUGUAAAGAUUAUGGGAGAGCUUUCAUUCUCCCUUAAAACCUUGU
Ceratotherium simum simum (southern white rhinoceros) is the source of this 1845-nucleotide messenger RNA. RefSeq lists its product as uncharacterized. Gene Ontology annotation, molecular function: RNA polymerase II cis-regulatory region sequence-specific DNA binding; DNA-binding transcription factor activity, RNA polymerase II-specific. NCBI's taxonomy places the organism in Eukaryota, Metazoa, Chordata, Mammalia, Perissodactyla, Rhinocerotidae. The record is from RefSeq and is a predicted model, not a curated record. Gene Ontology annotation, biological process: regulation of DNA-templated transcription.